This is a messenger RNA of Cylicocyclus nassatus, 583 nucleotides long. The record is from the annotation of a GenBank genome assembly. Lineage: Eukaryota; Metazoa; Nematoda; Chromadorea; Rhabditida; Strongylidae.
AUGUUCUGCAAAGUGCGAAGUGAUGAACUAUACAGAAAUUCUUCCGAUUGCUUAGGAAUCCUUCAGUGCUUCGGAGGAGACGUGUGCGAGUACCCGCCGUGCUCAUCUGGAUUAGUGUUCAGCGAAGCUAAGAGCAAAUGUGACUACGGAGACGCGGUACCGGAAUGUAAAUCAUCAUCCGCUGUAGCAGAUGAGAUGAAAGGCUGUCGAGGAGCAAACCAUGGUGAACUGAUCCCACACGAGAGCAAUUGCCAGUAUUUCUAUCGAUGCUCGAGGAAUCACUUGGAGAAGAUGCACUGCCCCUAAGGAACAGUAUUCAAUCCAGAUUUGUCGGUUUGCGACUACCCGGCCAGUGUGCCGCAUUGUGCGAAACGUAAAUAAGCAUGAAUUAGAUAGCGUAGUUUUUGAUGCUAGAGUCAUGCUAAUCUUUUGCUAAUCAAUGGUUUUUAGACAUUUUUCCAACUCGGUGGGAACUGUGAUACUUUGUGAUUAUUGCCUGUCAUCUGUAAUAAUUUGUUUACUUUUAAUAAUGCUGUUUUACUGUUUUAUGUUCCUUCUUCAAGUAAAUUAAAUAUUAACGAAA